Messenger RNA from Closterium sp. Yama58-4, 288 nucleotides. The record is from the annotation of a GenBank genome assembly. Lineage: Eukaryota; Viridiplantae; Streptophyta; Zygnematophyceae; Desmidiales; Closteriaceae.
AUGCGCAUCCAAUUUGUAUUGACAGAGUGCAAGAAGGUGUGGAAUUGUCAAGUCAGCAAACAACCAGUGGGCAACCUGUCCGUAUGCAAGAAGCGCAUGGAGAUGAAGAACGGUACAGAAUCUCUGGUGCACGAGUUGGAGACUAUGAAAAUCAAGAGGGGAGAGAGAGAGAGAGAGAGAGAGAGAGAGAGAGAGAGAGAGAGAGAGAGAGAGAGAGAGAGAGAGAGAGAGAGAGAGAGAAGAGAGAAUGAGAGAAAGCACAAUGGACAACGGUGUCCAUGGCCCUAG